GACAUGGAGAAGAUAAACAGAAAAGUAGCACAGCAGCUUCUGACGUUAUGUGUGUCCGAACAUGGCCUAUGAGUCUUUAUAGAAAAUACUAAUUCUGCUAUAUGUUCAAGCUAAUGUCUAUUACAUUGAACGCCCAUCGAUAAGGAAACGGCUAAUGGUCGUGACAACAUGGACGGUGACCUGAGUCCACAGGAUAAGAAAGACUUGGACAAGUUCAUCAAGUUUUUUGCCUUAAAGACUGUUCAGGUGAUCGUUCAAGCUCGCCUGGGGGAGAAGAUCUGCACUCGCUCGUCUUCGUCACCCACUGGCUCAGACUGGUUUAAUUUGGCCAUCAAAGACAUCCCGGAGGUCACUCAUGAGGCCAAGAAGGCGCUGGCCGGCCAGCUUCCAGGCAUCGGCCGCUCCAUGUGUGUGGAGAUCUCCCUGAAGACCUCAGAGGGAGACUCCAUGGAGUUAGAGACUUGGUGCCUGGAGAUGAAUGAGAAGUGUGAUAAGGACAUUAAAGUGUCGUACACCGUCUAUAAUCGCCUGUCUGUCCUCCUAAAAUCUCUGCUGGCCAUCACCAGAGUGACUCCCGCCUAUAAGCUAUCCAGAAAGCAAGGCCACGACUACGUCAUAUUAUACAGGAUCUACUUUGGGGAAGUCCAGCUGGGUGGAUUAGGAGAAGGUUUCCAAACGGUGCGCGUCGGUGUUGUCGGCACCCCGGUCGGCACGGUAACGCUGUCAUGUGCCUACCGCACCAACCUGGCGUUCAUGUCCAGCAGGCAGUUUGAACGGUCGGCUCCCAUCAUGGGAAUCAUCGUGGAUCACUUUGUGGACGCGCCCUGCGGCAAUCAGCGUCCAAUCACAAUGGGGCAGCUCUGCAACUACAGACCCCCAGAUGAGGACGACGGCGGAGCGUUUGCUGGCGUUCAGGACUCGCAGGAGGUCUGUACCACCUCUUUCUCCACCUCCCCUCCCUCUCAGUGUGUCUGCACUCUGAGUCCAUCCCCUUCCAAACUGUCCAAACCCCUCCCGCUGGACAGUCUCCAGCUCCCAUUGGCUCCAGGACUUGUCACUCACAAUCUCUAUGCUUCCAGGUUAUCCUACCAGCCUGCACCUCCAGGAGGAGCUGCUGAGUUCAACACAAACCAGGUUAAAGAAGGAGGGAAUGUUCUGGUUCCGGCUCAGCCUCAGCCGCCUCAUGGAGCGGAUGUCCAUCUGACCAUAGAAAACGCUCCAAACACACCGAGCAGCAGUGGCGAUGAAGACGGGCUGCUGCAGAGCGGUGAGGGAAGAAGGGACGAUGGGAGGAGGAGCGUCUCUCCCUCUGACCCAGUGGAGUCCCUCAAUGCAUUCACAAGGAAGGUUGGGGCUUUUGUGAAUAAACCCAACACUCAGAUAACAGCUGCCAGUUUGGAUCUCCCAUUCGCUGCAUUUGCUCCUCGUGGCCUGGACUCUGAGGAGAACGAUCCCAUGGUGCGUCCUCCGGAUUCUCCUCCUUCCCAGUCGCCCCUGCAGGCCAGCCUUCACUCUCAGGGCUCGGACGGAUCGGGACCGCAGGACGACUUCGUCAUGGUUGACUUUCGUCCAGCUUUCUCUAAAGAUGACCUUUUGCCGAUGGAUCUGGGCACUUUCUAUCGAGAGUUUCAGAACCCUCCACAGCUGGCCAGCCUCUCGCUGCACACCAGCUCCCAGUCGAUGGCUGACGACCUGGACUCACUGCCGGAGAAACUGCGUGUCUAUGAGAAGAACAUUGACGAAUUUGACGCGUUUGUGGACAUGCUCCAGUAGGACGAAAGGGGGAAGUCAACCUGCGACUAAAAGCUGAAUUAAUCAGAAGAAGGGGGGAGCUCACUGUUUGUCUUGUGAGAAUUACUCAGAAUACAUCAUGUUUAAAGCUGUUUGUGUCUGAAAACUUCUUACCUGUUCACUUAGUCUGCUUCACUGUAAAUACUGCAAUAUCUGGUGACACUGGCUCCCUUACCAUCGCCUUCUGGUGGCUGCGAUCAAACCGACAGCUUUAAUUUAUGUGUUGCAUAAUUCUGCUCUUGUAGUCAAAUGAUCAUGGGGCAGCCAUGCAAAUCCAUGGACAGAUUCUGCUAGUGAUGCCCUCAUUAUAAAUCCUUUCUCCUUUCUUUUAACCUGUAAAUGUAAAAAAAAAAACAACAAAACAAAGAUUAACAUGUCUAAAAAGGGUAUCUUUUUUUCUUUUUUUUCCUGAAGGUUGCACAUAACCCUGAAUAGCAUUGUCUGUGUUUUUCUUAUAAAUGAAAAGACUCGUUUGUUGUGCGAAGCGUGGCGUUCCCAGCUGGUCUGGGGAUUUAAACCACCACUGUGAAUUGCACCAGAUGAUCCCAGACAACUUUAACAGUGAAGAAGCCGCAGUUUCUCUGUGAGCAGAGCCCACAUGUCAGAUGGAAAUAAACACUCAACAUCACAUAACCUCCCUGAAGCUCUGAUUGACCCCAGGCUGGUUGCAUUAGGACUAAAUUAAGAACCGUUCCAACACAUUAAUGUAUAUUGUGUGAAAUAUGUAAAAAAAAAAAAAAAAAAAAAGAAAGAAUACCCAGCUAGCCACAGCAUUCAUGGUCGAGUUGUUCGAAAGCUUUAAUUUAAAGCAUUCUGUUGAAGUAGAUGUCCUAAUAAAGCAUGGCUGCUCUGUU
Poeciliopsis prolifica (blackstripe livebearer) is the source of this 2645-nucleotide messenger RNA. RefSeq names its product ATG13 autophagy related 13 homolog (S. cerevisiae) (gene atg13). Gene Ontology annotation, cellular component: Atg1/ULK1 kinase complex; phagophore assembly site; cytosol. Gene Ontology annotation, biological process: protein localization to phagophore assembly site; mitophagy; autophagosome assembly. NCBI's taxonomy places the organism in Eukaryota, Metazoa, Chordata, Actinopteri, Cyprinodontiformes, Poeciliidae. The transcript is spliced from 18 exons. The record is from RefSeq and is a predicted model, not a curated record. The coding region runs from base 169 to 1773 and encodes 534 amino acids.